AUGGAAAUGUGUGAGCAAAAUCUUCUCAAUUCUGGCUAUGUUGGUUCUCUGAAUUUCCCUAUUCCGGAGUCGUUAUAUUUUUCCGACUUGCGGAGCAAUGGAGCUCAUCUCCCCCGGCUGCAUCAGAUUUCCUACAACAGACGAGAGGUGUGCUCGCUCCCGUGGACUUCCCCAAAUUCGUGCACAUCUCCGCCUCAGAACCGCGCCUUUAGUGGCUACUCUCCGCCGUUUCCACACAAUUCAGUGCCUGUAAAUACUCAUCCCAACGACCACAACAAGGGACCAUUUAACGAGUCCAGUAAAUACCACUUUCAGGAUGUAAACCACAAACCAGAAGAACAUGCUAGACACUCGCAGACCUUUUAUGGUGAACAUGGAGUUAUCAGUUCCGAUAGCUCGAAAUAUGCAUUAUCGAACUUGGACAGACGGUCACAUGAUUCCGGUGCACAACACGAACUGAAUUACACCAACCAGGCAAUUGCCUCCGGCAUCAAGCAGUCGGCCAAUUCAAUUGCCCGAAUUCAACCAUCUGCAAGUAAUGCAUGUGCCAGAACUGAUUUUUCUGAUGGCGCACCCUGGUGCUCUUCACAAGCGAAACUGAGAAAGAAGAGAAAACCAUACACAAAGCCACAGCUUGCUGAACUUGAGAACGAAUUCAUGAUGAACGAAUUCGUAAACAGGCAAAGACGGAAGGAACUAUCUGACAGACUGGAGUUGAGUGAACAACAAGUCAAAAUAUGGUUUCAGAACCGCAGAAUGAAAAAGAAGAGACUAGUGAUGCGCGGGCAUGCGUUCUCCAUGAACUGAGAGCCUUGGGCCCUGAAAGUGACCUCGUGCGGAUUCUGUUCAGACAAGCGCAACCACUUCAAACCUCAAACUCUAUUUAUUUUCAGAAAGGCUUGUGUUUUGUAAAGCAUGCGAUUUAGGUUAAUUGGAUAAAUCUAAUUAUUUUGUUCAAUGACCACACUUCGUAUUUCUGAGCGUAUAACUCAGUAAUAAGGUACGCUCUUAGAAAAAAAAGUUUAUUGUGUUUUUAUAUAGAACUUUUAAUAUAGCUAUGCAAUAGUUUAUUUUUGUAUUUCUGCAGUAUCAAAAUGAAUGUUAUUUAUAAUUUAAUCUCUGUAGCCUACAUGUAUAAAUUAUGUAGGAUAUGUCGUAUUGUAUUGACGAAAAAAAUUGAUUAUAUGGUUAGAAAUGGAUAUUGCACAUAUCUGAUUGGACGGGUCGGUCCUACCUGAAAUCAAACUGGGCUACAGGAAUUGCUCGUCCAAGCUCAAGUUCGUAUUUGUCGGUGGUUUAAUGAACCAUGAAAAAUAGUUUUUUAUUAUUAUUUAUUUU
Messenger RNA from Oncorhynchus keta (chum salmon), 1338 nucleotides. Its product is annotated as homeobox protein Hox-D12a-like. Gene Ontology annotation, biological process: regulation of DNA-templated transcription. NCBI's taxonomy places the organism in Eukaryota, Metazoa, Chordata, Actinopteri, Salmoniformes, Salmonidae. The record is from RefSeq and is a predicted model, not a curated record. Gene Ontology annotation, molecular function: DNA-binding transcription factor activity, RNA polymerase II-specific; sequence-specific double-stranded DNA binding. The coding region runs from base 1 to 807 and encodes 268 amino acids. The transcript is spliced from 2 exons.